GACAUACAAAAACUGGUCAAUUGGCUGCCAUAAAGGUGAUGGAUGUCACCGAAGAUGAAGAAGAAGAAAUCAAAUUAGAAAUUAACGUCUUAAAGAAAUACUCAAAUCAUCGGAAUAUAGCUACAUAUUAUGGUGCUUUCAUUAAGAAAUCACCGCCGGGUAAAGAUGACCAACUGUGGUUGGUCAUGGAAUACUGUGGUGCUGGUUCAGUUACCGAUCUAGUUAAGUCAACAAAAGGACAAAGUCUCAAAGAGGAAUGGAUUGCAUACAUUUGCCGCGAAAUACUGCGCGGUCUCGCCUAUCUGCACUCGAACAAGGUUAUACAUCGUGAUAUCAAAGGUCAGAAUGUGCUGCUAACCGAUAAUGCCGAAGUGAAAUUGGUCGAUUUCGGUGUAUCGGCACAAUUGGAUCGGACAAUAGGCCGACGGAAUACAUUCAUUGGUACACCAUACUGGAUGGCACCCGAGGUCAUAGCAUGCGAUGAGAAUCCCGAAGCCACCUAUGACAAUCGUUCCGAUCUAUGGUCAUUGGGUAUUACGGCAUUGGAAAUGGCCGAAUCACAGCCACCGCUGUGCGAUCUGCAUCCAAUGCGUGCUCUCUUCUUGAUACCACGUAAUUCACCGCCACGUUUGAAAUCGAAUCGAAAGUGGACAAAGAAAUUUCAAAGUUUUAUAGAUACAGUGUUAGUGAAAGAUUAUCAUCAGCGGCCUUAUACCGAACAAUUGCUUAAGCAUGCUUUUAUCAAGGAUCAACCGACAGACCGUCAGGUACGCAUCCAACUGAAGGAUCACAUCGAUCGCUGUAAAAAACGCAAACAAGAAAAGGAACGCGAAGAUUACCGUUACUCGGGCUCCGACAAUGACGAUGACGAUACGCAGAUUGCUGGUGAACCAAGUUCAAUUAUUCAAGCACCGGGUGAUACAUUGCGUCGCAAUUUCCAACAGAUUCAAGAGGGACGAAUUGCCGCCGAACAACAACAGCAGCAGCAACAAAUGGCCGCGGUGGCAGCAGCCCAGGCAGCAGCUGCUCAAGCUCAAGCCGCACAACAGCAGCAGCAACAACAACAGCAGCAGGCACAAGCUCAGCAGCCACAGGCGAAUCGUAAUCAAAAACCACCAUCGCGUGAUCAACGUCAACAAAUCGAAGAACCAGGACCACCAUCACGUCCUGCAUUACCUCAACGUCUCAUUGUUGUUCCAGAUCCUCCCCAUGCCAAUCGACCAUUGCCACCCACACCGAAAAGUUCAGAAUCCUCGUCCGCCGCACAAACUCCACAGCAACAGCAACGUAAUUCACAAAAUAAUUUCAAACCAUCGUUACCACCAAGGAGACCUGAGGAUUUGGAUAUGAUAGCAGCACAAUUAAAUGAAUUGGGCGUCUCUCAACAGCCUCAACCACAGACAGCAGCGGCUGCAUCAUCUUCAUUUGUCCAGCAAUCAGCCCAACCAGAAGCACCACCACGUAAUAAUCGCCAAUCGGGCGGCGUACCACCAUCAGGAUCGGGCAAACCAGCAGCACCAUUACCCACAUCGGGCAAUAAUCAUCAUCAUGUGGCAGUUUCAAAUCCCUUGGAUCCAUUGGAUAGCAGUGAUUCGGACAGUGAACCGGAUGAGCCAAACGAUCGUGGUCGUAACGAUGGUACACUCUUGGCCAGUGAUCCACCCAAGCCACUGCCUGGCCUGGUGCCAGUAUCAGAGGAUUCAUCAUCAACACCCAUUACCCAUGGCAGCGGUGGACCACCAAAUCGUCCACUACCACCCACACCAGAUGAUGACGACCAAGCCGGUGAUCGUACAUUGAUUAUGAAAAGGAAUCGCAAUACGGAAAAUCUUGGUACACCUGGUACCCGCACGAGCAGUGUUUUACCCGAUUUGCUAAGUCAAGCUUCACCAGCAACUCCGCCACGUCACGAUAAAUCAUCCAGUGAAGAGGCAAAUUUACCUAACAAUCACAAAGAAAUUUAUCAAGCGGCCAUCAACUCAUCAGUGCAUUCCACACCAUCGAAAUCGUUUAUUGGCGGCUCAAAUAACUCACCCCAAUCCACGAUUUCGUUGCAUUCGUCUUCGUCGCGACAAAACAGUCCCAAAAAUUCGAUUAGCAAAACUCGCUCCACCAGUAGCAUUACUAAUUUGUUGCAUAAAUCUGCUUCUUCUUCCUCUAAUACAUCGGCGGCCGCAUUGCCUGUUCCACCGUAUGCCCUACAACAGAAACAGCGCAGUUUUCUUACGUUCGGUUUUGGUGCUGGCGGUUCGGGACCAUCGAGACGCGAAUCACAUGUUAAUGUCAAUGUUACACCCACGUCACACGAGGCAUCGAGUGAUACACCGGAAAUACGCAAAUACAAGAAACGUUUCAAUUCGGAAAUACUGUGUGCUGCCCUAUGGGGUGUUAAUCUAUUGAUAGGCACAGAAAAUGGUCUGAUGUUAUUGGAUCGUUCGGGUCAGGGCAAGGUCUAUCAACUGAUAUCACGUCGUCGUUUCCAACAAAUGGAAGUAUUAGAAGGUCAAAAUAUCUUGGUAACCAUAUCGGGCAAAAAGAAUCGUGUACGUGUAUACUACCUAUCCUGGCUCAAAUCGAAAAUAUUGAGAACCGAUGGUUUAUCUGAUCAAGUCGAACGACGCAAUGGUUGGAUAAAUGUUGGCGAUUUACAAGGUGCUGUACAUUUUAAAAUUGUUAAAUACGAAAGGAUUAAGUUCCUAGUGAUUGCAUUAAAAGACUCAAUAGAAAUUUAUGCCUGGGCUCCCAAACCAUAUCAUAAAUUUAUGGCAUUUAAGAAUUUCGGUGAAUUGGAACAUCGUCCCUUGUUAGUUGAUCUUACAAUUGAAGAUCAAUCUAGACUGAAGGUUAUUUAUGGCUCAGCUGAGGGCUUUCAUGCAGUUGAUUUGGAUUCAGCUGAAGUAUACGAUAUUUAUCUUCCUAAGCAUACUCAGGGUGCAAUCAUUCCUCACUGUAUUGUGGCUCUUCCAAAUUCAAAUGGUAUGCAAUUAUUAUUAUGCUACGAUAAUGAAGGUGUUUACGUGAAUACAGUUGGACGUGUGUCCAAGAAUAUUGUGCUACAGUGGGGCGAAAUGCCAACAUCAGUGGCAUAUAUUGGAACUGGACAAAUUAUGGGCUGGGGCAAUAAAGCAAUAGAGAUACGCUCGGUUGAAACAGGACACUUGGACGGUGUCUUCAUGCAUAAAAAAGCACAACGUUUGAAAUUUUUGUGCGAACGCAAUGACAAAGUAUUCUUCAGCAGUGCCAAAGGUGCUUCAUCGUGUCAAAUCUACUUCAUGACUCUCAAUAAACCGGGCAUGGCGAAUUGGUAACAAAUAU
Messenger RNA from Musca vetustissima, 3315 nucleotides. RefSeq names its product serine/threonine-protein kinase mig-15 (gene msn). The record is from RefSeq and is a predicted model, not a curated record. The transcript is spliced from 15 exons. Gene Ontology annotation, molecular function: protein kinase activity; ATP binding. Gene Ontology annotation, biological process: protein phosphorylation. The coding region runs from base 39 to 3308 and encodes 1089 amino acids. NCBI's taxonomy places the organism in Eukaryota, Metazoa, Arthropoda, Insecta, Diptera, Muscidae.